AUGGCACUACGCACCGGGAGGACUUGGCUUGGGCAGGUCUUGCGCAGGGUUUUUCGGCUGCAGGACUCCUGGUCCAGGCGAUCGAGUAGCCUCUUGUGUCUCUCUGCAAACCAGGAACAGGAUCUGGGUUUCUGUCACCGGGAUCACCACAAGGCAGGGGGUUUCCACCGCUGCUCCCACUCCUGCGUCCAAAGCGGACACACUCACCAGAGCGCACCUUUCUGCGCCUCCGCCUCCAAGCGCUGCCCACACGGCUUUCCCUACACUCGCUGCGCCUUCCCGGGGAAUCCGAGGGGACAUGAGCCCCUCGGUCGCCGGUUCCUGUUGGCCAUGAAGCGGCAAAACGUGCGGACCUUGUCCCUGAUCAUUUGCACGUUUACUUACCUUCUGGUCGGGGCCGCGGUCUUUGACGCCCUGGAGUCCGACUUCGAAAUGCGGGAAAAGGAGCAGCUGGAAGCCGAGGAGAAGCGUCUCCAGGGGAAAUAUAACAUCAGCGAGGAUGAUUACCGCAAACUGGAGACCAUCAUCAUGGAGGCUGAGCCCCAUAGAGCCGGGGUGCAGUGGAAAUUCGCGGGGUCAUUUUACUUUGCCAUCACGGUUAUUACAACCAUAGGAUACGGGCAUGCAGCGCCGGGGACUGACGCAGGGAAGGCCUUCUGCAUGUUUUAUGCCGUCCUGGGAAUCCCUUUGACUCUUGUCAUGUUCCAAAGUCUGGGCGAGAGGAUGAACACUUUUGUCAAGUACCUAUUGAAGCGGAUAAAGAAGUGCUGCGGCAUGAGCAUCACCGAGGUGUCUAUGGAGAACAUGGUGACUGUAGGAUUUUUCUCCUGCGUUGGCACGCUGUGCAUCGGGGCUGCUGCCUUCUCCCACUAUGAGGAUUGGAGCUUCUUUCAGUCUUAUUAUUACUGCUUCAUCACAUUGACAACUAUAGGCUUUGGGGACUUUGUGGCCCUUCAAAAGAACCGGGCCCUCCAGAAGAAGCCCCUGUAUGUAGCCUUCAGCUUCAUGUAUAUCCUGGUGGGACUGACGGUCAUCGGGGCCUUCUUAAACCUGGUGGUGCUCCGCUUCCUGACUAUGAACAGUGAGGACGAGCGGCGGGAUGCAGAAGAACGCGCCUCGCUAGCCGGCAACCGUAACAGCAUGAUCAUCCACAUCCAGGACGAGUCGUUGCCGCGUGGCCGGCGGCGGCGUGAACCAUACCGGGCGGAAAUGACUGAUUUGCAGUCAGUCUGCUCAUGUAUGCACUACCACUCGCAUGACUUCAGCAGCUCUGGGGGAGGGAUGGGAGGCCUUGGAUGUGCUUACUCCCAUCAGAACUCAUUCAGCUCACAGCUGAAUCCCAAUCAGUACUUUCACUCGGUUUCCUACAGGAUCGAGGAGAUCUCACCCAGCACCUUGAAAAACAGCUUCUUCCCUUCGCCCAUCAGCUCGGUGUCUCCGGGGCUUCACAGCUUCUCAGACAAUCACCAUCUCAUGAGGAGAAGGAAAUCCAUCUAAACCCUAAACUACAGGAUACACACGUUUCCAUGUUUUAUAGACAAGGUCAAACAUUUGCAAUGCUGCUCCUUACCAAAUCUUAUUUCAGCACUUUUUGUCCUUUUCGGUUGGAUGUAAUAUAAAAGUAUUCUUGGGGACAGGUGAGGAGAACACUACACAAAGCAGAGAGCGUGGACUUACUGGGAUGCAAAGCAUGAAGCAUGGAUGUCUAUUUUUUCAAAGGAUUUGCUCCAUUUACACUCAGACUUUGAAGACCUUCCUUCUUUCAGAUUUACAGUACAGAUAUUGAUAUAUUAACUUUGGUUUCAUACCAAAUGAUGCACACUUGGGGAAAUGCUAUUUUUCAAAAGGGAGUUUGCUUGUUUCACCUUAACUUGAAGAACAUUUUGCCGUUAUGUACUACUCCAUUGCCUCACUGCAGACAGAGAUUUUAAAUGACUCAAAGCAUCAGGUAUUGUUUUCUAUAAGCAAUCAUAUAUAACGUUGGUUUCACUACGCAUUAAGCCAAAAUAUUGUUGCCAAUAUUAGCAUGUGCAUUAGAUGUCAUUUAAUGAGUGUGCCAUGGUUUGUGCCAUUCUUUAGUCUCUUAUAGAACAGCUGUUUGAAGGACGUCUGUUUGUCUUUGAUUUUAGGGGUCAUGCUGCUGUUAUUGAUAUUUAACCCUCAUCUGGUAUCUGACCACAAACGCUUUAAUUUCACCCACAGCCUUUAGAUUAUGAAUGAUUUCAUACUCUCCUCACACUGACAUUAAU
Messenger RNA from Notolabrus celidotus (New Zealand spotty), 2249 nucleotides. RefSeq names its product potassium channel, subfamily K, member 9 (gene kcnk9). The coding region runs from base 1 to 1497 and encodes 498 amino acids. The record is from RefSeq and is a predicted model, not a curated record. Gene Ontology annotation, biological process: stabilization of membrane potential; potassium ion transmembrane transport. Lineage: Eukaryota; Metazoa; Chordata; Actinopteri; Labriformes; Labridae. Gene Ontology annotation, molecular function: potassium ion leak channel activity. Gene Ontology annotation, cellular component: membrane. The transcript is spliced from 2 exons.